AUGGACGACUUCGCGCGCUCGCUCGACUCGCUCGACAGCCCAGGCGCCGCACCGCGCCCCAUCCCGGUUUGGCUUGAUUGCGACCCCGGCCAUGACGACGCCAUGGCGAUCAUACUGGCGGCGUACGACCCCCGGCUGCAGCUGCUGGGGAUAAGCACUCUAGUUGGGAAAGCCCUGUCGCGGCAUCAAGCCAUAAGCAAAAAGGAACAACAACAAAAGCUGUUGCCGCUGGCGCAGGUCACGCGCAACGCGCUCGAUGUUUUGUCAAUCGCGGGCGUGGUCGGCGUGGACGUGGUGCAGGGCCAGGCGCGCCCGCUGCUGCGGCCGUCGCCACUGCUGUGCCCAGAGAUACACGGGGAGAGCGGCCUCGACGGGCAGCGGCGGGGGCGCACGACCAACGCUCAGAGGCCGCCGGACGCGCACGCCGCUCGCGUGCUCCUGAUUCGUAGCCCGGAGGGCGGCCCGGUGCUGCCGCACGGCGGCGGGCAGGCGCUGCCUGGUAAGGCGCCGGUGGUCAUGGCGGAGCGGAUAGGCGCCUUCCUCGCGGAGAACCCACGGGCGGCACCUGUCAGGCUCAUCUGCACCGGGGCGCUGACCAACGCGGCGCUGCUGCUGAUGCUGUACCCCGAGCUUCACAGCAGCCUGGAGAUCGUGAUCAUGGGGGGCGCGCUCGGCGUAGGCAACACGGGGCCUGUCAUGGAGUUCAACAUUCAAACUGACCCCGAGGCGGCGAAAGUGGUGUUCGAGGCCGGGCUGCCGCUGACAAUGGUGCCCAUAGAGGUCACACACACGGCGCUUGUCACGCCCGAGGUCCUCGGUCGCCUGCUGACCAGCCGCCCCGGCAUUUCAAAAUUCAAAGUGUUGAUUGAGCAGCUGCUGACAUUCUUCGCGGGCACCUACCGGGAAGUUUUCAAGUUCACAGACCCGCCGCUGCAUGAUCCCUGUGCUGUCGCAUAUGUUGCAGACCCGUCUAUUUUCGAGGUGGAGGAGAUGCGCGUCGACAUCGAAACAGCGUCGCCGCUGUCGGCCGGCCAGACGGUGUGCGACGUGUGGCACCAGACCGGGCGCCCCAAAAACUGCCGCGUGGCGAGGUCCAUGGACGUCAACGCGUUCUGGGGGAUCAUGAUCGACGCAUUAGAUUUUGCAGACAUCGCAACGCCACUGCGGUGA
This is a messenger RNA of Monoraphidium neglectum, 1170 nucleotides long. RefSeq names its product purine nucleosidase. Gene Ontology annotation, biological process: purine nucleoside catabolic process. Gene Ontology annotation, molecular function: purine nucleosidase activity. The record is from RefSeq and is a predicted model, not a curated record. Gene Ontology annotation, cellular component: cytosol. NCBI's taxonomy places the organism in Eukaryota, Viridiplantae, Chlorophyta, Chlorophyceae, Sphaeropleales, Selenastraceae. The transcript is spliced from 10 exons. The coding region runs from base 1 to 1170 and encodes 389 amino acids.